ACUGUGAUCCCUCCCCAACCCGAGUAGAGAUUUCUGACCCAGCUGUCACAGCUCUAAGGGGGCCAAGGUGACCGAGGGAGAGGCCAAGAGAGGCAGGAAGAGUUGGCAAAGGAGUGGUAGAGAAGACAAGGAGUCAGAGCCACGACGGGGGACAGGAAGGGGGGGAGCCGUCUUGAGAUUGGCGCCUGGUGAGCUCUGCCCUGCCCCCUCCAUGCAGUUUCCCAUGGGCCCCGCCUGCAUCUUCCUAAGAAAAGGCAUCGCUGAGAAACAGCGGGAAAGACCCCUGGGACCAGAUGAGAUUGAAGAGCUCCGGGAAGCAUUUCUUGAGUUUGACAAGGACCGAGAUGGGUUCAUCUCUUGUAAGGAUUUGGGGAAUCUCAUGAGGACAAUGGGUUACAUGCCCACGGAGAUGGAACUGAUUGAACUGGGCCAGCAAAUCCGCAUGAACUUGGGUGGCCGUGUAGAUUUUGACGAUUUUGUGGAGCUGAUGGCCCCCAAAUUGCUUGCAGAAACAGCUGGGAUGAUUGGUGUCCAGGAGAUGCGAGAUGCUUUCAAGGAAUUUGAUGCCAACGGAGACGGGGAGAUCACCCUGGGGGAGCUGCAGCAGGCCAUGCAGAGGCUCCUGGGAGACAAGCUCACUCCCCAGGAGAUCUCUGAGGUUGUCCAGGAAGCCGACAUUAACGGAGAUGGCACCGUCGACUUUGAAGAGUUUGUGAAGAUGAUGUCUCGUUGAGGAGGUUCUGGAAUCCCCCGUCACUCUCCACCUGGUCAACAUGGAUCAAGCCCUAGUGGAGGACCACAUCCCCAAGGGCCCUCAAAGGAGAGAGGGUGGGAGACUGGCACUGCAGUGCUAUGGAUUGAGGUUAGACUAGAAACGAUAGCUUUGGUUAUCGUAGGGGUUAGAUGGGGUAGGGGUUACAUCUCUGGAACUAGUUUAAGAAGGAAGAGUCUGCGUGUGAAAAUGUGAACAGAACAGUCUAAUUGCUGCUCCCCAAGUUCCAAAGACUAAUGACAUCUUUUGACUUCUCGUAAUCCUAAAUCCCUAUGACCUGCCAGAGUCUCUUCCCGCAGUUCCUCUGGGUUAAAGUAGUCUUUUCCCCUGUUAGACUCAAAGAGUUCAGCACAGAGUCUACCCUUCCCCCUUCUUGCUUCAACUGCUUCAAAUCUCCUCAGUUUCUUUCUUUCAGUAGAAGGAGGCAUGGAUCAAUCAUGAGGGUAGAAACAGCAUUCUUGAUAAGACUGGGCAUGGAACUGGUUAAUUAAAGAGGCAUCCAAAUGAGAUGACCGCACCCCCACCCUUGA
Molecule: messenger RNA, 1302 nt
Organism: Mesoplodon densirostris (Blainville's beaked whale)
Lineage: Eukaryota; Metazoa; Chordata; Mammalia; Artiodactyla; Ziphiidae
Gene: CABP5
Product: calcium binding protein 5
Exons: 6
Coding region: 212-733 (173 amino acids)
Molecular function (GO): calcium ion binding
Source: RefSeq, a predicted model, not a curated record